Messenger RNA from Echinops telfairi (small Madagascar hedgehog), 3055 nucleotides. It is a transcript of the gene EPS8L2, whose product is annotated as EPS8 like 2. Bases 159 to 2318 code for a protein of 719 amino acids. Gene Ontology annotation, molecular function: actin binding. Gene Ontology annotation, biological process: Rho protein signal transduction; positive regulation of ruffle assembly; regulation of Rho protein signal transduction. The record is from RefSeq and is a predicted model, not a curated record. NCBI's taxonomy places the organism in Eukaryota, Metazoa, Chordata, Mammalia, Afrosoricida, Tenrecidae. The transcript has 21 exons. Gene Ontology annotation, cellular component: vesicle; ruffle membrane; plasma membrane.
GCGGGCAGGCAGGCUGACGCUCCUGCUGACCGACAGACCGACCGAACCAGAACCAGGGGGCGCCGCGAACAGGUGUGGGCCAGUGUGGGCCCCGAAAUUAGGCUGCGCCACCAGGGCUGAGGGCUGCCCUUCCCCCAGCUGGUCACUGCGAAGACACCAUGAGCCAGUCAGGGUCUGUGAGCUGCUGCCUGGGUGCAGCCAAGGGCAGCCUGGGCCGGUCUGAUGGGAUGGCCAAGAUGAGCGCCAAGGACCUGUUUGAGCAGAGGAAGAAAUACUCCAACUCCAAUGUCAUCAUGCACGAGACCUCGCAGUACCACGUGCAGCACCUGGCCACAUUCAUCAUGGACAAGAGUGAGGCCAUCGUCUCUGUGGACGAUGCCAUCCGGAAGCUGGUGCAGCUGAGCUCCAAGGAGAAGAUCUGGAUGCAGGAGAUGCUGCUGCAGGUCAAUGACCAAACCCUGCGGCUGCUGGAUGUCGAGUCCCAGGAGGAGCUGGAGAACUUCCCACUGCCCACGGUGCAGCACUGUCAGACCGUGCUGAACCAGCUGCGUUACCCGUCGGUGCUGCUGCUCGUGUGUCAGGAUUUGGAGCAGAACAAGCCCGACGUGCACUUCUUCUACUGUGACGAGGUCGAGGCCGAGCUAGUGCAUGAGGACAUCGAGAGCGCCCUCACUGACUGCCGCCUCGGGAAGAAGAUGCGUCCGCAGACCCUCAAGGGUCACCAGGAGAAGAUUCGCCAGCGACAGUCCAUCCUGCCCCCGCCCCAGGCCCCGGCCCCCAUCCCCUUCCACCGCUAUGGUGCUGGGGACUCUCCCCAGGCCACCAAAAACCGUGUCGGCAUGCCGGUGCCGGUCAGCGAGUCAGCCUUCCGCCGGCGCGACUCUCAGGAGGAGGAGCCGCGGGCCGUGCUGGCGCAAAAGAUCGAGAAGGAGACGCAAAUCCUCAACUGUGCCCUGGACGACAUCGAGUGGUUCGUGGCGAGGCUGCAGAAGGCCGCCGAGGCGUUCAAGCAGCUCAACCAGCGCAAGAAGGCCAAGAAGAAGAGCAAGAAGGGGCCAGCAGAGGGCGUCCUCACGCUGCGAUCGCGGCCCCCCUCUGAGGCCGAGUUCGUCGACUGUUUCCAGAAAACGAAACUGGCCAUCAACCUGCUAGCCAAGCUGCAGAAGCACAUCCAGAACCCCAGCGCUGCGGAGCUGCUGCAUUUCCUCUUCGGGCCUCUGGAACUGAUCGUCAGUACCUGUGGGGGCCCCGACCUCGCGCGCUCUGUCUCCAGCCCCCUGCUCUCCAGAGACGCAGUGGGCUUCCUGCGAGGCCACCUGAUCCCCAAGGAGAUGGCUUUGUGGGAGUCACUAGGCGAGACCUGGACCCGCCCCCGGGCUGAGUGGCCACGAGAGCCUCAGGUGCUGCCAUAUGAGCCCAAGUUCCACAGCGGCUGGGAGCCACCUCUGGACGUGCUUCGGGAGGCCCCCUGGGAGGUGGAGGGGCUGCCAGCCGGCCCCCGUGACGAGCCACCUCCAGUGAGCCGACUAUCCUUCCGGAACCCCCCGAAGCACAGCCUGACAUCUGAGCCCACACCCCUGGGGGAUGCCCUCCCACCGGUCAGCAACCCGCACGCCCACAGCAGAGGCUACGAUCCAGCACCUGCCAUGGGCAAGUACGUCAAGAUCCUGUACGACUUCACAGCCCGGAACGCCAAUGAGCUUUCCGUGCUCAAGGACGAGGUCCUGGAGGUGGUGGAGGACGGCCGGCAGUGGUGGAAGCUGCGCAACCGCAGUGGGCAGUCCGGCUACGUUCCCAGCAACAUCCUGGACGAAGUGCGGCUGGAGGAGGUGGGCACGCCCCUCGAGCAGGCUGGUCCGAAAUACUGGGGUCCUGCCAGCCCCACCCACAAGCUGCCUGCCAACUUCGCUGGGAACAAGGAUGAGCUGAUCCAUCACAUGGACGAGGUCAACGACGAGCUCAUCAAGAAGAUCACGCACAUCAAGGCGCAGCCGCCGCGGCACUUCCGCGUGGAGCGCAGCCAGCCCGUGCGCCAGCCGCUCACCUUCGCGUCCGGCCCCGACGAGGUCCGCGCCUGGCUGGAAGCCAAGGCCUUCAGCCGGCGGGUCGUGGACCACCUGGGCAUCCUGACGGGCCCCCAGCUCUUCUCCCUUAACAAGGAGGAGCUGAAGAAGGUGUGCGGGGAGGAGGGGAGUCGCGUGUACAGCCAGCUGACGGUGCAGAAGUCCCUGCUGGAGAAGCAGCAGGGCGGCUCCGAGCUGGAGGAGAUCAUGAACAAGUUUCAUUCCAAGAACCAGAGGCGGCCGGAUGAGAGCUAGACCUGCCACUGUCCUUUCCUGCUCGUCGACAAUGGCGCCGGCCGGCUGCCCUGCCCACUUCUCCGAGUAUUAUUUUUAUAUGUGCAUGCGUUUUUUACCAAGGAGGUGGACAGGGUGGGUGCCAUUGGCCCUGAACUGGCUUGAGGCCAUCCCACCAGCCUGGCCACCAGGUAGCCCCGCUGCCACCUGGCCCCAGCCCAGCCAGGCCCCACCCACCUGCCCACAACAUGGCCGACCUCAGCCAAACUGCCACCUCGAGGUGCCAGCCCCUCCCACACACACACCUGUCCACUGAGGCCAGGCCCCUCCCCCACUCAACCCCACCCCACUUCUGCUUAGAACUGAACAUCCAGGAGGUUAGGGGGACCCUUCUUCCACCUCCACUGGCCCCCAAACCCAACCACCCUCCCCUGUCCAUAGCUGUUGCCUCCUGCACCCACCUAUACCCUGACACCAGCCUGCCAGCGAGUCCUGCCCCAGCCACUGCCCACAGCACACCCCCUGGCUGCCCCACCCCUCAGUGGCCAGAGGAGGGGUCCCAGGAUAGGAACCCCCUGAAGCCAUGAUGGGGGCAUCCUUUAGAAGAGCAGGGCAGACUUGGAAACAAUCACCCCAGUCGUGGCUCCGGGCACCGCCCCACGGCCCUCGAAGCCCCCUUCUUCCCCCCCUGCCCCCCUGCCUGAGACAAGCAGUGGUUACAGCCCCCAGGCUACAUAUCAAUAAAGCUAUUACAAGUC